Annulohypoxylon truncatum is the source of this 839-nucleotide messenger RNA. RefSeq lists its product as uncharacterized. The record is from RefSeq and is a predicted model, not a curated record. NCBI's taxonomy places the organism in Eukaryota, Fungi, Ascomycota, Sordariomycetes, Xylariales, Hypoxylaceae. Bases 63 to 839 code for a protein of 258 amino acids. The transcript has a single exon.
ACACGUCAAGUAUCCUAAAUUUCACGAGCCAGAUUCCUUCCUUGCAACAUUGCUAAGAAAAAAUGGGUCCAUCAUCGCGGAAAAGCAGCCUAAAAGCUAUGAGUCGUUCUCUGAUGAUGGGAAUGUUGACGCUACCACUACUUGUCUCCGGUUCAGCAAUACCUACCUCAUCUGGGGUUACACGAGGCCUCCUAUCCAACAACAACAACACGGCACCGCACAACGUGACCCUUGACACCGCCGAGCCUCAGUGGAUCGCCUCUGAUCGGGUCCAGAUGCUAAGAAUCGUCAUCAACGCCAUCAGGAAGAAUCGCGCGCUGGGAUGCAAGCCUAUCGACCCGGAAGACAUCUACGACCGAAUGGAACGGUUCACUAAGAAGGAGAUCCGAGGCGACGAGACGUGGGCCCGGGCGCUGACGAGGCUCGUUCAGUACAAGAUCUUCCAGCAGUCCAUCCCGGGCGACGCGGACCAGGCCACGUUCGCGACCAUCACGGCUACGAUCCGGGGUUUAAACGACGAGAUCUCGGAGCCCGCUUCGCUUAUGGGGGGUUUCCCCCGAGUCCUGGACGCGCUCGAUCCUAUCCUCAACGACAUCUGCAACCAAACGGAAAGCAGCAAGGUUGACCGACGACUUCAAGAGAUCGUCGACAUCGUGCAAGUUGGGCUCCACACGCCGUUGCCGCCUCACCAGGCACUAUCACCACCUCCCCUAUGCCAUUGUCUAGUCCAUGGCAACUCGAACAAUGGUACAGAAUGCCCAAAGGCAGCGAUUAUCAAUUGGAACCCCAACAGAGUGGGCGGUUGGGAAUGUCUCUGCGUCGAGGAAUGUCAAAAGUGA